Molecule: messenger RNA, 1620 nt
Organism: Lineus longissimus
Lineage: Eukaryota; Metazoa; Nemertea; Pilidiophora; Heteronemertea; Lineidae
Exons: 1
Coding region: 1-1620 (539 amino acids)
Biological process (GO): deoxyribonucleotide biosynthetic process
Cellular component (GO): cytosol
Molecular function (GO): ribonucleoside-diphosphate reductase activity, thioredoxin disulfide as acceptor
Source: RefSeq, a predicted model, not a curated record
AUGGCCCUCCCUGUAUUGAAAUCAGCUGCAAAAUCAGCUGGAAAGACAAUUUUGAAAACAGGUGCGGAAUUUGCUGGGGAUAUCCUUGCUGGAAAAAGUGUAAAGGAUGCUGCAAAGCAAAGGGCAUUGCAGGCUGGAAAAACAAUGGGGAGAGAUUUCCUCUCAGCUGCAGCAGGGACAUUUUCAGGAACUCGUCGAAAGUCGGCUCAUAAAAAGCGUAAACACAGUGAUCCGCCACCCAUUCGGCGACCUGUUAAGCGACGAAGAACAUCGAAAAAGAGGCACUCUGACGUAUUUGAUUACGCGUACAAAAUGAUACACAUAGGCUCAUGUGAGUGCACCAAAAGUGAGUUGGAGUUAUUCUCAGUACCACCCACUUUAACAAGCAUGGAAAAAAGUCAGGUAGUUGAGUAUUUACCAUUAGGCGCCCUUUCCGAUGACAACCCCCUGGAAUUUGUUGUUCCAGGUGAUGAGAACUACGUUGAUUUAAGCAAAUUGCUACUUUAUACUGAACAAAAAAUCACCAAAGCUGAUGGCUCUGAUCUUGAUGCAGGUACCAAAGUGGGGCCAAUCAAUUAUCUGCUUCACAGUCAAUUCAGCCAGGUUGACCUAUCAUUAAAUGGGGAACUGGUUACAUCAUCAAACAGUACUUAUCCUUUUCUUAGUUACAUCCAGGCCCUUCUUUCUUUUGACGAAGGGGCUAAGAAGUCCCACCUUCAAUCAUCCCUCAGGUAUGCUGAUGAGGCAGGUAAAUUCGACCACGUUGAUCCAGGUCAGGCUCAAGUAAAUAAUGGGUUCAAAAGAAGAUCGGCAUUUGCAGCCGAGAGUAAGGUAUUUGACAUGAUAGGUAGACCACAUCUUGACCUCUGUCAUCAGAACAGAUAUCUCCCUAAUGGUGUGGACAUGAAUUUCAGAUUCAAUAGGGCCAAAAAAUCAUUUUCUCUCAUGUCUGAUGAUGGCACUCAACUUCUUAAAAUCACAAAGGCGCUGCUGUUGGUGAGAAAGGUAAAGCUUAAUCCUGCUGUGUUCGAUGCACAUGCCAAAGCUUUCAACUCUCAAACUGCCAAAUAUCCUAUACGCAGAACAGAGCUGAAAACGUUCACAAUUUUAGAUGGAGGUCGAAAUGUUCAAAGAGAUAAUGUUUUUCUUGGACAGCUGCCACGUAGAGUCAUCAUCGCUCUAGUCGAUAAUGAGGCCUUUGUGGGUGCAGGAAAGAAAUAUCCGUUCUAUUUCGAACACAAAAAUAUGAGUUCUAUCUCAUUGGAGGCAAAUGGACAGUCAUUUCCUGCCCAGCCCCUAAAAACAAGCUUUGCAAACAAUCAGACCAAUUAUGUUCGAGCAUACCUUACCCUCUUCUCUGAAGUUGGGAAAUUCUUUGAUGAUUCUGGGAAUGAUAUAACAAGAGAGGCAUAUAAAAAGGGCUUUGCCCUUUUGGCAUUUGAUUUGACACCUGACCAGGAAGAGGGAGCCCAUUUAAAUCUCGUCAAGGAGGGAAACCUCAGACUUGACAUGACAUUUUCUGAGGCCCUAGAUGUAAACAUUUCUGUCCUUGUUUAUGGUGAAUUUGACAAUGUUUUAGAGAUUGACAGGGCCAGAAAUAUCAUAAAAGAUUUUAAAUGA